UCUGUCGCUGAUCGCUUUGGGGUUUCCAUCAACACGGCGUGGCGUUGCACCAUGAAAGUGUGCCGCGCGCUGUGCGAAAGGUCGGGAGAUUAUAUAAGAUGGCCACAAGGACGUGAGCUGCGAAGAGUUCAAGAGGAAUUUGAGGAAAUCAGUGGGUUUCCUAAUGUCAUUGGGGCCAUUGAUGGAUGCCACAUUCAAAUUAGUGCUCCCUCAGAAAAUCCUGACAGCUAUUUUUGUCGAAAGAACUUUCAUUCUUUGUUGCUGCAAGGGAUUUGCGAUGCCAAUUUACGUUUUAUAAACAUUUAUGCUGGCAUUUGCGGAAGUGUUCAUGAUGCCCGUGUCUGGAACUUGAGCGACAUUAAAGAAGCCAUUGAAGUUGACAAGGAGCGUUACUUUCCUGGUGACAGUCACAUGCUCGGCGACUCGGCCUAUGGUGUCCAGUCUUUUUUAAUGGUCCCCUAUAAAGAUUACGGCAACAUGACGGCUGUACAAAGACAUUAUAAUACGGUUCUGUCGAAACAUCGAGUUGUCGUCGAAAGGGGAUAUGGUUUGCUGAAAGGUCGUUGUCGCAGAUUAAAAUAUUUAUAUUUGCAAAAGAUCAAAAAUGGAUCUUUGAUCAUUGCUGCGUGUUGUGUGCUGCACAACAUUUGUCUCGACCUAGAUGACGAAGUAAACGAGGAGAUUUUGAACGAACUCGACCCUAUUGAAGAAGAUGAUCUUGAUCCCCUUGAAAAUGAGAGAAUCAAUCUUCCUGCCCAAAUUAAGAGGGACGCUAUUGCCGAAAUGUUAUUCGAGACAAGAAGACGUUGAAAUUCUUUCCGGUAUCUUUCAAUAUGGGAUUGAGGGGUAAAGUGCGAAGUGGGGUAAAGUGAUAAACAAACAAUGCCUUACUUUAAUUAAAAAUAUUGAAACUGUUGUAUAACUUUUGUUGUGUGCUAAAACUAUUUUUUACAGUGAAAAACGUGUCUGCACAUUUACCUUUUUAAUUUAAGAAUGUAAAUAGAAAAUAAGUGGUUUUUAAAUGUUUUUGCAGAAUUUACUUUAUGUUGUAAGUUUAAAGUGUGUUUUAUUUUUAUUCUAAGUAAUUAGUUAUUAAUAUUUAUUAUUUAACGUUUGUUUAUCGGAAUGUAACAGGGUGUCUACUGGUUAUGGAAGUCCUGGAAAUAUCCUUGAAUUUUAAAAAUUGUCCUGAAGUUUAGUGAAAAGUUCUGGAAUUUUAAUUUUUGUUCCUGAAAAUUUUAAGUUUUAAAUAAUUUGGUUUGAAUUUUACAUUAUAUCAGGGAUCACAGGCUGACAUUUUAUCACCUUUUUUUUCUUUUUCAAAUUUGGUCACCUAUUUCACCUGUUUCAUUAAAUUGUCCCCUAUUUCACCUAUUUUGAGAAUUUUUUUAUCUGCUUUAUAUUUCUUCAAUUUUGAGUUUUAAUUUAUUACAAAUAAAA
Molecule: messenger RNA, 1440 nt
Organism: Leptopilina heterotoma
Lineage: Eukaryota; Metazoa; Arthropoda; Insecta; Hymenoptera; Figitidae
Product: putative nuclease HARBI1
Exons: 1
Coding region: 52-810 (252 amino acids)
Source: RefSeq, a predicted model, not a curated record